AUGAACUUGCCAACUACUAUUCUACAAGAUUCUUUCUUUUGCUUCCCUCCAUUUUUCUUCCUUUUAAUUGUUAUAUCUUUCUUUCUUUUUCUUUAUUAUCCAUUCACCUUACCUAUCCAUACUCUCUCUAUUUUUCUCUCUUUUUUUUCCUUUGACUUUUCUUUCUUUCUUUUUUUCACACUCUCCUCUCUUUCCUACUCACUCAGUUUUUCUUACCCAUUUCCCUACUCUCCUCUUUUCAUACAUGAACUUGCCAACCACCAUUCUACAAGAUUCUUUCUUUUGCUUCCCUCCAUUUUUCUUCCUUUUAAUUCUUAUAUUCUUUCUUUCUUUCUUUCUUUCUUUCUUUUUCUUUAUUAUCCAUUCACCUUACUUAUCCAUACUCUCUCUAUUUUUCUCUCUUUUUUUCCUUUGACCUUUCUUUCUUUUUUUCACACUCUCCUCUCUUUCCUACUCACUCAGUUUUUUUUAUCCAUUUCCCUACUUUUCAUUUUUUGCACAUGA
Messenger RNA from Acanthosepion pharaonis, 504 nucleotides. Lineage: Eukaryota; Metazoa; Mollusca; Cephalopoda; Sepiida; Sepiidae. The record is from the annotation of a GenBank genome assembly.